ACGCCACGGAAACGCGCUCGCGCCGGCGCCGAACUACAACUCCCGGCGGCCCCUGCGCUCCCCGGCGGCAAGAUGGUGGCGCGCAGGAGGAAGCGCGCGGCGCGGGACCCGGAGGACUGUAUCCCCAGCCCACCGGGCUACGCAGCUAUUCCAAUCAAGUUCUCUGAAAAGCAGCAGGCUUCUCACUACCUCUAUGUGAAAGCACAUGGCGUUCGACAAGGCACCAAGUCCACCUGGCCUCAGAAGAGGACUCUUUUUGUCCUCAAUGUGCCCCCAUACUGCACAGAGGAGAGCCUGUCCCGCCUCCUGUCCUCCUGUGGCCUCGUCCAGUCUGUAGAGUUGCAGGAGAAGCCGGACCUGGCCGAGAGCCCAAAGGAGUCAAGGUCGAAGUUUUUUCAUCCCAAGCCGGUUCCGGGGUUCCAGGUAGCCUAUGUGGUGUUCCAGAAGCCAAGUGGGGUGUCAGCGGCCUUGGCCCUGAAGGGCCCCCUGCUGGUGUCCACAGAGAGCCACCCUGUGAAGAGUGGCAUUCACAAGUGGAUCAGUGACUACGCAGACUCCAUGCCCGACCCUGAGGCCCUGAGGAUGGAAGUGGACACGUUCAUGGAGGCGUAUGACCAGAAGAUCGCUGAGGUAGAGCCCUUGGGCGAUGGAUGGGACUGGGUGCCACAGAGCAGCAGGCAGCACCCAUCGGGGAGGCUCCCGCAUGGGCCGGCGGUGCCGGCUGGCCACUCCAAGUGCGGGGCCUGCCGAGCCUGUGCCCACCCGGAACUCGCACUGGCCCGUGAGCACCAUGCGUAG
Molecule: messenger RNA, 798 nt
Organism: Chlorocebus sabaeus (green monkey)
Lineage: Eukaryota; Metazoa; Chordata; Mammalia; Primates; Cercopithecidae
Source: RefSeq, a predicted model, not a curated record